Molecule: messenger RNA, 1700 nt
Organism: Limulus polyphemus (Atlantic horseshoe crab)
Lineage: Eukaryota; Metazoa; Arthropoda; Merostomata; Xiphosura; Limulidae
Product: zinc finger protein 135-like
Exons: 4
Coding region: 203-1456 (417 amino acids)
Biological process (GO): embryo development; regulation of transcription by RNA polymerase II
Cellular component (GO): nucleus
Molecular function (GO): RNA polymerase II transcription regulatory region sequence-specific DNA binding; DNA-binding transcription factor activity, RNA polymerase II-specific
Source: RefSeq, a predicted model, not a curated record
UUCACGUGACUCAUGAGAUAUUAUCCAACCCCUGCAGCGCUCCUGUUCUUGUUCAGCUGCUGCUCAUGCUCCCGCGCGGUAUUCCGCCCUAUCGUCAGCUCGCCUCCGCGUGUUCUAGCUUGACUGCCAGAAAAUAACUACAUUCCUGUUCUACAGCACAAGUGACACUUGAACAUCAAGACUGGACCCGGUUCCAUUAGUGAUGUAUCAUUCUGAAGUCGAUGUCUCUCGAGAGAAAACCCUACAUCCCCUGUGGAUAAAGUUCCUAUCUGAUGAAGUUAAUAAGAGGCUUUUUGUGACAGAUCAACAUGCAAUACCUAGCACAAAAUCAACCCAGCACAGUGCCCUUUCUCUGAUGGCAGCAUCUUUACCAGAAUUUUCGAACUUUUUCGAUAAUCCUUCCUGUAUGCACACAAUGCUACAGAACUUAUACUCACUUCCCCAGGCAUGUGUUGCAUCUCCUUUUCCCACACUUCCCCACCCUUUCAUCUCAACGAUCGAACGUGCUAGUCACGUGGUCAACUGUCCACGUUUCCUGACUGAAAUCACCGAAAGUCCAAUUAAGGAUAAAAAAAAGACAGUAAGACCUGAGAAAAAACUGCCAAAUAGGGUCGUGCACUCUGAGUUACCCACUUCUAUGCCUAAAAAGAAACCUAGGUUUGACUUUUCAAAGCUAGCCGAAUCUGCUACUACUAAGGACGAUAGCCUGGAUUGUUCUUCUCCUAGACCCACAGAUCCUCAAACAUGUGAAAUUCAAACUCAGCCAUCAAUGUCUUCCAUUAUUGCCAGACAAACGUUUCCUCUUGUCCCACCUUACUACACUAACAUGGACGUUGGACUCUUCUGUCAAAAGGCAACACUGCAAAGAUCUUCUUCGCGUCCCAAAAAGGAAUUCAUUUGUAAAUAUUGUGAACGAAGAUUCACAAAGUCUUACAACUUGUUGAUUCAUGAACGGACGCAUACCGACGAACGACCUUACACCUGUGAUAUUUGUCAAAAAGCCUUCAGGAGACAGGACCACCUUAGAGACCACAGGUUUAUUCACUCGAAGGAUAAACCGUUUAAGUGCAGUGAUUGUGGAAAAGGCUUUUGUCAGGCCCGGACCUUAGCGGUGCACAGAAUCCUGCACAUGGAAAGCUCUCCUCACAAGUGUCCUACGUGUGGCCGUACUUUCAACCAGAGGAGCAACCUGAAAACCCAUCUCCUCACCCACACCAACCUCAAACCCUAUAACUGUAGUUCAUGUAGCAAAGUCUUUCGUCGAAACUGUGACCUUCGUCGCCACCUUCUAACGCACACAGUUGAUUUUCCAGAACAACGGGAAAGUUGCACUUCUCUUUCUUUAAAUAUGGCCGCUUGCGGGGGGGCCGAGGCGAUUUCUUUGCAUAACAAGAUUUUUCAUGUCGAGAAGAAUUCUCAGUCCCAUACUCCAGAGGUGCUAGACGUGGAAAACUGAAUAUUUUAUAUGUAGUUUGAAAGCAUAGUUCUAGAUUGACUUGGUUCGCUGACUUAGCGUCUCCAUUGUCAUUAAAUGUAAAUAUUACAAAAGCCAAGAAAGUUGUAUACUAAACAAAAGUUAACAUUAACUUAUUGCCAUGAUUAAAACGUGUUAUAUUAUAAAACAAUGUGAUUCAGAUUUAUUCAAAGGAAUGUUAUGAUGAAUUCAUGUGUUUCUUAAAUAUAUUAAAAAAGUAUUUUAA